CAUCUAUCCACAUCCACCUACUCCCAUAUGGUCUGACGAACGCACAAACGCGACAAAGAACCAGCUCCUCAGCCGCGCGCUCUUCCGAAAAUGACAAACUUCAGCUCCCUGAGCGGAGACCUAACAGAGCACAUACUGUCUCUUCUCCCAAUCCCAACUCUCAUCAGGGCGUCGGCAGUCUGCAAGCACUGGAACUCCAUCAUCUCCUCCCCUACUUUCCCCUCCGAGCAAACCCAGACCCGCCCUUGGUUCUUCCUCUACGGCCUCCACAACACCUCCUCAAAGAACCACCAGUCAUUCGCCUUUGACCCCCUCACCAACCUCUGGUUCCGCCUCCCGUCCUCCUCCUUCCCUUUCCCUUCUUCCGCCUCCUCCUCCUUCCUCGGCUCCCACGGCUUCCUCUUCACCACCGCCCCUACCUUCUGUUUCUCUCCUAUUCUCCACCGUCUCUCCUAUGUCUUCAACACCUCCUCUCUUAACUACUCUCGCGUCAACCCUCUUCUCGGCGUCUUCUAUGCCAAUUCUAACGCACCCAGAUUCAUUGUUGUCGGUGGCGUCAGGUUCAUCGGCAAUCUCGUCGAUAUCGAGGACCGUUUGGCCGUCGAGAUAUACGAUCCCCAGUUAAAUUCCUGGGAAAUCUGUCCUCCUUUGCCUGAUGAUUUCAGAUCCGGAAACUCCUCGUUAUCGCUGUCCUCGGCUUUGUUUGGAGGGAAAUUUUAUGUGCUUGGGAUUUAUUCGUGUUUCAUAUCGUCCUUUGACUUGGAGAAACGUGUCUGGACCUCAGUCCAGACGCUUAGGCCUCCUGGGGUUAUCUUCUCCUUCUUGUUCUCGUGCCAGGAUCGGCUUGUUCUUGCUGGAAUAUGUAAUUCGUCGCAUGGGCCGUCGUUUAAUUUGUGGAGGAUCGAUGAGAGGACCAUGGAGUUCAGCGAGAUUGCGAUUAUGCCUCAGGAUUUGCUUUACAGCUUGUUUGAUAGCGACGAGGAUGAUAAAUUUGCGAGCUUGAAAUGUGUUGGGUUGGGUGAUCUUAUCUAUGUUUUUAACGAAGAGUACCAUAAAGGUUACCCGGCUUGUGUUUGUGAGAUUAGCAGUGAGUCCGGGAAGUGUAAGUGGAGGAAAUUGCCUCCAUUGCCUAUACCUGUUAAUAAGUUUCACAAAGUCAUUAGCUUUUGUUCCCCCGUUUCGCUGCAUAAUAUUCUUCAGGGUGGAGAGGAAGGAACUGGUGAGGUGCGGGCUAUGUAUCUCUGAGUGAUCAAUUCUUCUACUGGUUGCAAUGCAGAUGAUGGAUUUGCAAUAUUCAAAAGCUUUUAUGUCUUCUUCAAAUGAACAAGUAAUGCAGCUGGAUUUAAGGCCUUUUAUCUGCUUGCAAGAUAUUCUUGGUGCAAGUAAAAUGGAUAUCACCUAUGUUGUUGUUGUUUUUACAGCAUCUAAGCCAAAUCCAAAAAAAAAAAUAUAGUUAUGUCUGUAAUUAUCUGGUGUGCAUUACUUAUAAUGCAAUGAAAUACACUGUACCUUGUAAUAACUUUCAGCUUGAGUUGGUUGUGUGAUUGGGUUUAAGGCUACUGUGGAGUUUUAUUGUCAUGUAGUUUCAGUUUUCACUCUGUUAUUGCUAUAUAACAUCAAGAUAUUUCUUUUC
Messenger RNA from Alnus glutinosa, 1633 nucleotides. RefSeq names its product F-box/kelch-repeat protein At3g24760. Gene Ontology annotation, biological process: SCF-dependent proteasomal ubiquitin-dependent protein catabolic process. The record is from RefSeq and is a predicted model, not a curated record. Gene Ontology annotation, molecular function: ubiquitin-protein transferase activity; protein binding. NCBI's taxonomy places the organism in Eukaryota, Viridiplantae, Streptophyta, Magnoliopsida, Fagales, Betulaceae. The transcript has 2 exons. Bases 91 to 1245 code for a protein of 384 amino acids.